AUGCAUUAUUCCAAUCCUGAAGCAAGAAUUGACAACAGAAUGACAUAUAUUAAUGCCAGAAACUACAAAUUCAACUUAGAAGUUCUGCCUACCAUCGUUGAAGCUGUUAUUAUGUGUGGAAAGCAGAGGAUCGCCUUGCAAGGUUGUAAGCAAGAUAAAAUCAACUUUGACAGUCCUGUAACACGAAACGAGGGAAAUUUUAUUGCAUUGGUGAGGCUGCUUGCUGGCACCAAUUCUUGCUUGGAUCAGCAUCUCAGGACAGGACCUGCAAAUGCAAAGUACAUCAGUAAAAACAUUAAGAACGAAAUAUCAGAGAUUGCUGCUGACCAGAUUCGAGAUUUCUACAGAGAAUGCUUGAGGGAAUGUGCACACUUUUCAGUUGUAGCAGACGAGGUUGCAUCUCAUGGGCAAGAGAUAUUGUCAGUUUGUUUACGGUUCUUAGAAGUUCAAAAAGGGAACUUUGAGCUGAAGCCAAAGAAACAUGAAGUCUUGCUGGAUUUCGCCUUUCUUCAAAGGAUAGCUGGAGAAUCUAUUGCACAGGGUAUCCUAUGUGUUCUUGAAAAGCAUAAGAUUAACAUCAGGAAUUGUCGAGGACAAGCGUAUGAUACAACCAGUUCAAUGAGCUCAUCCAGUGUUGGUGUGCAAGCGCAUAUCAAACGUGUGGCACCUGAUGCAGAUUAUCAAGGCUGCUGCUUGCACAGUCUGAAUCUAGUAAUAUGCAAGUCGUCACAAAUAACGGCAAUUAGGAACAUGUUUGACAGUUGCCAGCAAGCAUACCUAUUUUUCCAUAACUCUACCAAACGACAGAGACUUCUGGAACACGUUAUUAGCUGUCAGUGCCCAGCUACCAAGAAGACAAAAAUCAAUGGUUUGUGCAAGACGAGAUGGGUUGAGAGGCAUACAACUUUUGACACAAUUCUGGAACUUUACACCUAUCUUAUUGAAACCUGGGAUGAGAUAUGUUACCCAAGCAAUUGUGACAAACUUUAUCCUGAUGAAAGCAACUGGAAAUGGGAUUCAGAAACACGAACUGCUGCAAAUGGCUUGAGGUACACAUUUGUUGGAUUUGAGCACAUUGUAGUUUUCAUGCUUGUGAGGCAGCUUCUUGAACCCAUACGUCCAAUUGCAGAGUGUCUGCAAGCAAGAUUGCAGGAGUUGUACUUUGGCUUCAAGAAAGUUGACGAAGUUGUCCAUUUUUACAAAAGGAUUCGAAACGAUGUGGAUGUAGAGCAUAACCGAAUAUACGCUAAAGCCAAGAAGCUAGCCGCUGAUAUUGGGAGUGAUGAAGCAAUGCCACACAUCAUAAAGGGAAGGCAAACAAGAGCAAAUCCUACUGUGUUGUUGCCUUGUAAUUACUGGAGAGUAACACUGACAAUUCCGUUUUUGGACUCCAUCCUUUCUGAACUUGAGUCUAGAUUUGCAAGCGAUAAAAGAGCACACUUUGAACUCUGUGUUUUAGUACCAGAGGUCAUUACCAAGAAUGAAAGUUUAGAAGAAACGAUAGGAAUUUUGACGUCUAAAUGGGGACAUCUGAUGCCAACAGAGGAUAACUUUGAGAGUGAACUUAUCCGUUGGAGGCAGCACUGUCAUGGGAUUGCGGAGACCAAAUCCAUAACACAACUUUUGAGCGAGGAUGCUGAUCCGCUAUUCUUUCCAAAUGUUUGA
This is a messenger RNA of Corticium candelabrum, 1665 nucleotides long. RefSeq lists its product as uncharacterized. The record is from RefSeq and is a predicted model, not a curated record. The coding region runs from base 1 to 1665 and encodes 554 amino acids. Lineage: Eukaryota; Metazoa; Porifera; Homoscleromorpha; Homosclerophorida; Plakinidae. The transcript has a single exon.